This is a messenger RNA of Cadophora gregata, 2333 nucleotides long. RefSeq lists its product as uncharacterized. Gene Ontology annotation, molecular function: phosphatidylserine decarboxylase activity. The record is from RefSeq and is a predicted model, not a curated record. Gene Ontology annotation, biological process: phospholipid biosynthetic process. The transcript is spliced from 4 exons. Bases 1012 to 2256 code for a protein of 414 amino acids. Lineage: Eukaryota; Fungi; Ascomycota; Leotiomycetes; Helotiales; Ploettnerulaceae.
AUGACUGGGCUUGGCGACUUAAUAUCAGGUGACCCUUCUCAGGGGUGAUUUUCGGAGGCGAGAUGAGCUCUCCAUAAUAAAAGGUGUACUCUUCGCUCGAACACCGUAUUUGAACUUGUUUGCGAAAACACGGCUGCGUUCUAGAACAUCAACUUUCCCCGCAAAAAUGGCGAUUCCCUGUCCUUCUUGUUCACCUAGGUACCUUAGCGAGCGACGUACUUUUAACAGACCUUGUCGAGCCUUCUACAAAGCCAUGAAGAUCAGCAAGAUACUGAUUAAACCAGUACGUGUGAGCAUUAUCUGGCGCUUUGAUAGACUCAUCGGAAAGGAUACACCACCCGCUUGCUAGGGGAGGAGGUCACACGUGAUCUCGGAAGUGCAGUUGAGGGACUGACCCCUGUUCCCGUUAUUUUUCUAGAGUAAAAUGGUACGAAGAUGUCCACGCCACUAGAAAGAAAAUCCAUUCUCGUGAUGUCUACCUCUCUGGGCGGAGACGCAUUGCCUUUCCAUGAAGAAACUCCCCACGCGUGAGCGACUCGAGAGGGCAAGUAACACAGAAGCAGUUAAUAUGCUCGUAGGACAGCUUGUCUUCUGCCAGAACAUCUCGCUUUCUUGUCUUGCUACCUUUUCUAUUCUCCUCACCCAUGUCAUGUUGGAUACACCCGAUCUGUUGUAUCUUCGGCUUCCGAAACAUGCAUACAGUCUGACACGAGAAAGUUGUAUCGUUUUCUCCAAAUCCGCACCUCUCUAUUUACUUAUCCGCCACUUGUGAAGGACAAAUGUUCCCUUCCGUCAACAGUUGCCAUCAACUCAAAAAUGCCCGCUCCAUAGCUGGAACAUCUUAGGCUUAGCCGCCAAAAAGACCUUCCCCUGCCUCGAGAUGAUGAUCGACAUCUUUGAGGCCAAUACCAUACAUGGGGUAGAGCGUCAGCAUAAGAGCAUUCUUCCCCACGAGUAUCCAAAAUUCUUGUCAUUGUGUCGACGAAACCUUGCACAAUAACGGCGACCUCAAUGGCAUUUCAUCGCCAGGCUGAUUCAAAAAUGUCCCACCAACGAGCUCUUCCACUCCGAGGAGUUCAAUACGAACCGAUCGUAAUCGAACUUGCGAGCAAGAUCGAAAUAGAACCUGGGUGGAAGGAGAGUUUCGAUACAGCAAUCGAACAAGCCAAAGCGAGCGGCAUUAAGGAGAUGGACAAAAUCGCCAACAUGGACGAUUUCUACAAGUACUGUAACGACUGGCUCUUCUGGGUACCUACGGAGAAAGAGACCGGAAGAGAAGUGUACUUCCAACUCUGCCUCUUUUACUUCGUAUUUCAGCAACAAGCAGUCCGCGACCUCCAGAGUCCCAUUCGUCCAGGCGAAGGCGGCAAACCCCUCACUUGGCUCUCAGACUGGCUGGUCCGCUACGCCAUCAAACUUGGCGAGUUCCUCGACACGCCUGAGUCUUUGACUAAGGCUAGCUUGGACUCGUUCUAUGCGGCUCCAGAUUAUAACAUGGGAGACUACAUCCAGCCUCGGGGCGGAUGGAAGACAUUCAAUGCUGUCUUUGCACGGGACUUCAAGCCCGGGUAUCGACCCAUUGCAGCUAUCUCAGAUCCAACCGUUAUCACUUCUCCAGCCGAUUGCACAUACGGUGGACAAUUCGAAGUCCGCUCCGACUCAGGCGUCGAUAUCAAACAUAUCCAUUGGCCGAUCAGCGAACUCCUCGCAGGAUCUCCAUACAGUGAUCGAUUCAACAAUGGACUAUUCAUCCACUCCUUCCUUGGCCCAGCAGACUACCAUCGUCAGCACGCACCUAUUGGCGGCAAAGUACUCGAAGCUCGCGUUAUCCAAGGACAAGUCUAUCUCGAAGUCAACCCGAAACGAGACGAUGACGGCCGUCUGACGCUCAGUCCACAGCGCAAACUCCACAAUACCGUCGAUCACAAAAAUGUGACUGCUCCGCUUGGGGUUGAGUUCGACGCCCCUGAUAAUCCAGGUUACCAGUUCGUCCAGACUCGCGGGCUUCUCGUUUUGGACACGGCCAUUGGACUGGUCGCUGUCCUGCCGAUGGGUAUGGCUCAAGUGUCGUCGGUUAAUAUCACUGCUGAGGUGGGAGUCACGCUGCGGAAGGGAGAGGAGAUUUCGUAUUUCCAGUUCGGAGGGUCGGAUAUCGUUUUGGUUUUUGAAGCAAAGAGUAAUGUGAGUAUAACUGCUCAGGUUGGCACGCACUACAAGGUUGGAAAUCGUAUUGCGCAAGCGUAUCCUGUUGAGUAGACAGGAGGUCCAAUGUCUAGAACUACUCAACAAUCUAUAUUCUAUCAUUCUACCUACAAUCAUAGAAUUAUCUUGAC